This is a messenger RNA of Jaculus jaculus (lesser Egyptian jerboa), 1850 nucleotides long. It is a transcript of the gene Asl, whose product is annotated as argininosuccinate lyase. The record is from RefSeq and is a predicted model, not a curated record. Gene Ontology annotation, molecular function: argininosuccinate lyase activity. Gene Ontology annotation, cellular component: cytosol. The transcript is spliced from 17 exons. Bases 142 to 1536 code for a protein of 464 amino acids. NCBI's taxonomy places the organism in Eukaryota, Metazoa, Chordata, Mammalia, Rodentia, Dipodidae.
CGCGUCGCCGUCAAGAGACCCGGACAAGCCGCCGACGCCAUCCGGGCCAGAAGAGACCCGUCCGAAGCUGGCGACAGACCUCCGGCGUGGCCAGGCUGACCCGCAGGACCGAGGCUCCUAGAGAAGGAGGAUCCGCCCAACAUGGCAUCGGAGAGUGGGAAGCUAUGGGGUGGCCGGUUUGUGGGGGCCGUGGACCCCAUCAUGGAGAAGUUCAACUCAUCCAUCACCUAUGACCGGCACCUAUGGGAGGUGGACGUGCAGGGCAGCAAGGCCUACAGCAGGGGCCUCGAGAAGGCGGGGCUCCUCACCAAGGCUGAGAUGGACCGGAUACUGCAAGGCCUGGACAAGGUUGCUGAAGAGUGGGCCCAGGGCACUUUCAAACUGCACCCCAAUGAUGAGGAUAUCCAUACGGCCAAUGAGCGGCGCCUAAAGGAGCUCAUCGGUGAGACGGCCGGGAAGCUGCACACAGGGCGCAGUCGGAAUGACCAGGUUGUUACAGACCUCAGGCUGUGGAUGCGCCAGACCUGUUCAAAGCUCUCCGCUCUCCUCUGGGCCCUCAUCAAAACUAUGGUGGACCGGGCAGAGGCGGAACGGGACAUUCUCUUCCCAGGAUACACACAUCUGCAGAGGGCUCAGCCAAUCCGAUGGAGCCAUUGGAUCCUGAGUCAUGCCGUGGCGCUGACUCGAGACUCCGAGAGGCUGCUGGAAGUUCAGAAGCGUAUCAAUGUCCUGCCCCUGGGGAGCGGCGCCAUCGCAGGCAAUCCUUUGGGUGUGGACCGGGAGCUGCUUCGGGCAGAACUGAACUUUGGGGCCAUCACUCUCAACAGCAUGGAUGCCACCAGUGAGAGAGACUUUGUGGCCGAGUUCCUGUUCUGGGCUUCUCUGUGUAUGACCCACCUCAGCAGGAUGGCGGAGGAUCUCAUCCUCUAUGGCACCAAGGAGUUCAGUUUUGUGCAGCUCUCAGAUGCCUACAGCACCGGAAGCAGUCUGAUGCCCCAGAAGAAAAACCCAGACAGCUUGGAGCUGAUCCGCAGCAAGGCGGGGCGAGUGUUUGGGCGGUGUGCUGGGCUCCUCAUGACCCUGAAGGGACUCCCAAGUACCUACAACAAGGACUUACAGGAGGACAAGGAAGCUGUGUUUGAAGUGUCUGAGACCAUGAGCGCCGUCCUUCAAGUGGCCACAGGUGUCAUCUCAACACUGCAGAUUCACCGUGAAAACAUGGCACAGGCGCUCAGCCCCGACAUGCUGGCCACCGACCUCGCCUACUACUUGGUCCGCAAAGGGAUGCCAUUCCGCCAGGCCCACGAGGCCUCGGGGAAAGCUGUGUUCAUGGCUGAGACCAAAGGAGUCGCCCUCAACCAGCUGUCGCUGCAAGAGCUGCAGACCAUCAGUCCCCUCUUCUCGGGCGACGUGAGCCGCGUGUGGGACUACGGGCACAGCGUGGAGCAGUACGGUGCCCUGGGUGGCACCGCGCGCUCCAGCGUCGACUGGCAGAUCAGCCAAGUGCGGGCACUGCUGCAGGCCCAGCAGUCCUAGAUCCUUCCCCCCAAAGCCUGUUCCCAAAUAAAAAGGGUCACAGAGGGGGCUGCCACGUAUUUCCUGCCGAGGCCUGUCUCCCUGGUGGGUGGGCUGGGGGGUCUUUAUUGAGCUGGCCAGUGGCCGACCUCCAGGAAGUGGAAAUGCCGGUGAUAAGAUGGGGAAGGAAGGAGUGGCUCUCAUCAGGGCCCCUGCCCCGCGGAGGCCCCACACCUUCCUUACUAUACCUGGUCAGUGACCUGCCUGGGGAGUCCUGAAUAAAAUGGGGGUCUUCGUAACCUUGGGUUAGCUCAUCCCGCUUAGCAUUUCCUGGA